AACACAACAUUACGAACACGAUUUAAUUUUAUAUUAGCAGACAUGUAUCGAUUCUGGCAUGGUGGAAUUUCGACAGAGCAUGCGCAGCUCAUUCUGGACUGGAUCAACUCGCUGCUCCACACAAAGUACACGUCGCUGGCCCAGUUACGCAAUGGCGAUAUCUGGAGCCAGCUAAUGGAGGCCGUUGGCCAGGAUGUCAGCAAGCUCGAGCUGCCAAAUCUGGCGAACAACCGAGGCGAUUUCGAUGAACUGCAAGCGCUGGCCAAUUUCAAGGUUCUGAAGUCUUCGCUGCGAACAGUGGCCAUAAAUCGGGACCAGCGCGUCAAGGAUUUGAUAAACGAGAGCUACGAGGACAUUGUGCAAAUAUCCAACUUCUUCGACGAGCUGCAUGGCAAACAAUGUGUGCAUCAGCGGCAGGCCAUGCUGUGCGGCAGUGGCAAGUGUGAGGGGCAAUGUAGUCAGCAGGCCGGCGAGCUAAAGCCCUCGGAGGUGUUGCAGAUGGCACAGGAAAUGGGUCUGCUGGACAUUUUGGGACGCAAAAUGAAGGAGAAGGUGCAGCCCUCGUUCAUAGUGCCGCCAAGUGAGCCGCAACCGUAUCUGAAGCAACCGAUGAGAAACAAGAAGGUCGUUGCGCCACCAGAUCUUUCAGAUCAUCCGAGCCCGCCAGAGCUGCCGAAGCUAGUGACGCCGCAGAAUGUGCAUCUGUUUUUUGAAACUCUGCCCGCAGCGAUAGCGGAGCCUUUGUGGCGCAAACAAGAGCUCAAGGCCAGUAGAAAAAAAGUGAAGGCCAAAUCCGCCAAGCAAUCGCAAGAUGAUCUCAUGACGGCAGUAUCAAAGGCACUGCGCUGGUCACCCACCAACCGGCGCAACUAUGUGCUGCCCAAGCGUGCCACACGCUUGCGCCAGAGCCGCGAAUCCUCGCGUCGACCUCCCGGCGACUCCACAAAGAGGCACGCCCAGCCGCAGCGUCAGCUGACCAGGGAGGAGCAGCUGCAGGAGGCGGAAAAGGAGCAGCGACGCGAAUAUAUAGCGCGACGCCAGCAGGAGCAUCAGCAGCUGGAACUGAUGGUGCAUGCCUGCAUCCAGCUGAAACAGGGUCAGCGUCUCAUGGAGCGUCUCUGGCGGGAGCACAAGGCACGCAAGAGGCAGGAGCGCGAGAAACGGCGACUGGAGAACUUGUCGGCCAUUGGCAGGUCUCGACCUUAA
Molecule: messenger RNA, 1206 nt
Organism: Scaptodrosophila lebanonensis
Lineage: Eukaryota; Metazoa; Arthropoda; Insecta; Diptera; Drosophilidae
Exons: 2
Coding region: 43-1206 (387 amino acids)
Source: RefSeq, a predicted model, not a curated record